Aspergillus calidoustus is the source of this 1263-nucleotide messenger RNA. Lineage: Eukaryota; Fungi; Ascomycota; Eurotiomycetes; Eurotiales; Aspergillaceae. The record is from the annotation of a GenBank genome assembly.
AUGUACUACCAUUUCGACUAUGUUGGCCGCCCCAAGAGCUGGAAGUCUGCAAACAACAACAACCUACCCAAAGUCUACAAAGAACUCUUCCAGACGUACGAACGCGGUGCCGACAGAAUCUGGGUCUUCAACGUCGGCGAUAUCAAGCCUGUCGAGGUACCACUUUCCUUCGCAUUAGAUCUCGCGUGGAAUGUGUCGCGCUUCGAUUUCGACAUGAUCCCGGCAUACCUUGAAGCACUCGCCGCGCGCGACUUUGGUCCGGAAUAUGCGGAGCUGAUUGCCUCUGGUUUGCUCGAGUACAGCCAUCUAGUGGGACUACGGAAAUUUGAACUCAUCGAGCCGACCACGUACUCGAUUCUGAAUUUCCGCGAAGCAGAGACGGUCCUCGGCCAUUGGAAGGAUCUCGCAGAGAGCGCAGAGCAGAUUCAUGACUCCCUCCCAGCAGACCGUCGCCACGCUCUAUACCACCUCUUGACAUACCCUGCCAAGUCCGGAUAUCUCUAUUACCAGACAUUGCUCGGCCAGGGCCAAAACCGGCAAUACGCCUUUGAGCGCCGAAACUCGGCCAAUACCGUCGCGCGCGAUGUCCUGGAGCUCUUUGAAGACGACUACGACCUAACGCAGACGUACACUCACAUCGCUGAUGGCAAAUGGAAGGGGAUCAUGUCGACGCCGAAAUUCGACAUGGGGGUUGCGGACUGGCGGCCUUCGUCGAGAGAUGUCCUUGCGAACCUUUCCUAUGUCCAGCAGCGACAGGACUUUGAUUACGGGUUUGGGAAUUUGGGCAUCUAUGUUGAGCAGUCGCUUACUGCGUAUCGCCAGGCCAGGAUCUGUGCGUCAAUUAAUCCGUCUUUACCGACUGAGGAGGGCCUAUCACCUGUCUUACCCGUGAUGGAUCCAUAUGGCCCAGAAACGAGGAUCGUCGAGCUAUUCCACCGAGGUGAUCAUCGCAAACCGCUACCCUGGUCCAUCGACAAUCCGUACCCCUGGCUGCACAUCUCAAAGACAUCUGGCACACUCACAAAACAUACCCCGGACGAACGCGUGGAGAUAUCCAUCGACUGGUCCGCCCUCCCAACAAACUACACCGAGACAAUCUCCCUCCGCGUCACGUGGGAGCCGGCGCCGUACUUUGAGCUCCUCCACAUUCCGGUCAGCAAUCUCCGCGUUCCGGGAGAUUUCACCGGGUACCCCGAGUCCGCGGGGCUCGUCUCGAUCGAGGCGCCGGGGUACCAGCGCUCGUCGUCCGGUUCCGUGGCAUAA